GUUCUUGACAUGUGAGUUAAAGUCAUCCAACCCUUGGGCCCCAUGGUGAUUAGGCCCACUGGGCCAACACGAACACGGCCCAUUCACCUUCACCCAAACUCCCUUUCAUUGGUGAACACUGAACAGUCGCGCUAAUCAUACUCUUGCAGAAGCAAAAGGUUCUCUCUUCUCUUUAGCGAAGCCAUGGCCAAUGAAGCUUUAACAGCACGAAACCCAGAUGGGGUUCACACCGAUGUGCUCUCUAGUGCAAGACAAGCUUGCUAUAAGGCACGAGACGCAUUCUAUGCUUGUUUGGAGAAAGAAUCAGAUAAGAAACAGACUGAAAUUGCGUCCAAGGGUCUGUUAUACCCAGCACAGUGCAAACCCGCCAGGGAUCAGUUCGUCAAUAACUGCCGUGCUUCUUGGGUGAAGCAUUUUGAUGCGCUGCACUGCAAGAACAGAAGUUUGAAGAGGCUUUUGGAUGAUAAAGAAUCGAGGAGAGGGGUUUAAGGUGUUCACUUGGCCCCUCCAGGCGGAAGGAAUCAUCCGGGCCAGUUACUGGCUGCAUGCUAAAUUCAUUAUUCAAUCGGAGCAAGAGACGUAUAACAGAUUUAAGGCUUGAAGGGAUGUUACUGUCGUCUCUAAAUUACGUUGGAGUAAGAAACUAAUUGGAAACAACAACAAUUUUGAUUUGAUUAGAUAUGUUUCUUGUACAAUUAAUGGAUGAAAAACUAAAUUUUGUCGUUGAUGCACUU
Molecule: messenger RNA, 734 nt
Organism: Rosa rugosa (rugosa rose)
Lineage: Eukaryota; Viridiplantae; Streptophyta; Magnoliopsida; Rosales; Rosaceae
Product: cytochrome c oxidase assembly factor 6
Exons: 4
Coding region: 184-489 (101 amino acids)
Cellular component (GO): respiratory chain complex IV; mitochondrion
Source: RefSeq, a predicted model, not a curated record